AUGGACAACAACCCAGCGGUCGCCGCCGCAGUGGCUGCCGCCUGGCCCGGCAGCGAGACUCUUGCUCGCUUCCGACGACGCAUUGCCUUGGAGCUUCUAACCAUCAAAGAUGGACCUACUGGACCGCAUAGCGUCCUCGCGGCUCGCUUGACCAGCUCUCUGCGCGCCAAGUAUCCGCGGCUCGCGCACGAUGCGGCCGCACUGUGCUGGCCAAGUAACGGAUCUUUGAGAUGCAAGCAGCUGCUGGCACAUGGACCCGAGUUUCAGUCCGAGGAGCCUGGACUGGAAGACCCAACAGGCGGCGCGUUUCUGUACUGCAAUCCGUACCAUUCCGACACAUGUGUCGUACUGGACCUCCCGGCACUUCUUAACUGGCAUGCCGGCGGCAGUCCCGUGGGUCCAAGGACGCCGCCAGAUAGCGACGGAAGCAGUGGCGGAGGCGGCGGGGGGGCUGACGCCGCCGCCGCCGCCGUUGCCAGGCGAGGUCGCGCUUCCGGCGUGUACGGCAGCAGCGGCGCUGGGGAGGUUCAUGACGGCCGCCAGCAGUCGCAGUACAACCACCAUCGCGCGUCGUACGAUGCAGCGGCGAUUAGCGGCGCCAUGGCGGCGCUGGGCGACGCGGCGACGGCGGCAGCGGAGUUAGGAGCGGCGGCGGCGGCGCAGCUCGAACCCCGUCUCAGCUUUGAAGACCUGGGUCUGCGAGCGUUUCCGGGUCCCGCCGCCGCCAGUCAGUUACGGCGGUUGUUAGUACAGCGGUUGGGCGGGGCUGGUUCCGGGGCUGCGGACGGACUGCCGCCCUUCACGCUGCCGUGGAGGCACUUGUCGCCCCUGGUCUCUAGCUCCCUGGUUGCAGCCCAACCCUCCCUGGCGUCACCCGCGAUCUUCCGUACAUUCCUCCAACAUCCCGCCAGUGCUGGCGUGUUUUCUGCAAUUCGCAUUACCCGUACAACCAACACAACCAACAGCGGAAACAAUACCGGCAGCAGCAAUGAUGGUACUGGUUUUAAUGCAGCAGCUGCCGCAGCCGCCGGUACGACAACCUACGUUGAUUGCGUGACGAUGAGCCUCCCAGCGCUAAACCGCGCCGCCGCCGCCGGGCUGCAGGGCGCCAUCGCGGCCGCGUGGCCUAGUACGGCGCCGGAGCAAAAGCUCAAACGCGCGGCGGCGCUUCUGCUUUCUGCUUCUGGCCCUCCGGACUACACCGUGAAUUCUGGUAUAGUGGGAGCCCAGCUAAAAGGCCGCGAGGCGGCGGCCUAUGCGAUGGUGCGCGGCAGCGGCUUGAUUGGCGGGAUCAUGGCGCGUUUGAAUGAAGCCCCGUUUGGAGGCUUUCUGCUGUACGACAAGAAGGACAGUAUGGAGGGCCGUCUUCGACUGCGUCUCAACGCGCUGUUGAUGGAGUACCCCCGGAAUGAGGGGCAGGACCUCGGGGUGGGCCCGCAACCGACACCACUACCACCACCAUCGCUGGCGGCGACGACGGCGGCUGCGGCGACGACACAACCCCUCCAGCAUUCCGCGACCACCACCAUGACGCCGACUACCGCCACUACCGCCAUCAAUGCCAACGGGGCUAUUAUUGCUGCAGAGAGCUCAAAGGGCCCCCCAGGUGUGGGGUUACCCAUCACACUACCUCGCGGGGGCCCCCGGGAUCAUGAUGAUGAUUAUGACAUUGGUUGUUAUGAGGGCUUCAUGGGAUGUGAAGUUGGUAAUAACAAUACUAGCAGUAUUAAUACUGGUGAUAAUGGUGGUGGUGUUGAUGGGUCCCCGUAUUGUGGGGGAAGUGCAGAGCAACAUGCGCAGCAGCAGCCUCCGGGAUUGGACGAGCCUGCAGUUCGUUGGCUUCGUACGGCUGCCGAGUUCGACGCCAUGCUGCGGCACUGCUACAGCUCGGGCCAGACGGGCCUUGCGGUCCAUAACAGCGGUGGAGGGAGAGCGGAGGUGGCGGCGGUGUAUGUGCCCGCGGCGGCGGCGGCGGCGGCGGCAACGACCGGCGCUGGGCCGGCAGGAGCAGAUGUGCCGUACUGCACUCAGCAUGUGUCAGGUUGGCGCGCGACUGUGUACCUUUUUGAUUGUACGGCGCUGGUUCCGAUCGACGCUGUCGGAGGCGAUGGCGUCGCCGCCGCCGCCGCCGCGGCGCUACGGUCUCUCCUGGAGAGCCCCCGGGUGGUCAAGAUGGCUCAUGGGUGUGACAAGGUCGUUGGCAUCGCGGCAUGUUGCGGCGCCAGCUCCAUUGGCCCCAUGUUGGACACGAGAGUAUUGCUCAAGGCCCUCACGGCCAUGCUGCCGCCGCUGCCGCCACCUCCCGCACCGCUGCCGGCGGCGGCGGGUGGCGCCAGCGGCGCCAUGGCGGCCCUGGGGCCGCUGGCGGCGGCGGCGCUCUCCCACCUGAAUGGCUACGUCAGCGGGUUGCGUGAGGCGCUGUCGGCGACAGGGCUAUGGUCGGACCGCCCGGAGCUUCUGGGGGCCUUGGCGGCGAGACACUUCGCGGCGCUGCGGGAGGAGACAUUCGGUGUACGGGAGUGGGCGAGCAAUCCCGCGGCCCACGAGGCGGCGCUGGUGGCGGCAGCGAGGCACCUUCCAGAGCUGUGGGAGGCCUUGACGAAUGAGGCCGUCCCAUGGGUCGCGAUGGCGGCGGCGGCGACGGCGGAGAUGCUGAUCGUAUGA
Volvox carteri f. nagariensis is the source of this 2664-nucleotide messenger RNA. RefSeq lists its product as uncharacterized. NCBI's taxonomy places the organism in Eukaryota, Viridiplantae, Chlorophyta, Chlorophyceae, Chlamydomonadales, Volvocaceae. The transcript has 8 exons. The record is from RefSeq and is a predicted model, not a curated record. Bases 1 to 2664 code for a protein of 887 amino acids. Gene Ontology annotation, molecular function: nucleic acid binding.